Messenger RNA from Aricia agestis (brown argus), 1016 nucleotides. RefSeq lists its product as uncharacterized. The coding region runs from base 31 to 957 and encodes 308 amino acids. NCBI's taxonomy places the organism in Eukaryota, Metazoa, Arthropoda, Insecta, Lepidoptera, Lycaenidae. The record is from RefSeq and is a predicted model, not a curated record. The transcript is spliced from 6 exons. Gene Ontology annotation, cellular component: membrane. Gene Ontology annotation, molecular function: phosphatidylinositol bisphosphate binding.
AUAGCUGCUUAGCCCUCAGAGAUUGUAUUCAUGGAGGUGAUUCCCAAAAAUGAAGUGUUGCAGACACGCGCUGAAACUUUGGACUUUCUAAGAAAACAGUACAAUUUGGACAAAAAGAUAAUACAUGAGUCGAUCAAUCUUUUGGAGGAAUGGUUGAAGAAGCAACAGCAUUUCGUCGACAAGGAUUUGGGUAGUGAAUAUUUAGAAAGAGCUCUGAUUUUGGCGAAAGGAUCAGUUGAGAAGGUGAAGAAGAAACUGGACAGACUCUGCACGUACCGAACUCUCCUGCCGAAAUACUUUGAACAGUUCGACGCUGAUAUCUGUCGAGAUUCCAAAUAUGUGAUCGAUGGACUACUGCCGAAGUUGACAAGUGAUCACUACAGAGUUUACUUCCUGAAGAUGGUGGGAGGAAAACCCGACGACUUGCAAAACUACUACAGAUGGUGUACAGCAAUGUUCGAAUACCUCCAUACCUACGAUUACUGUAGCGGCCUGAUAGUUAUUUUCGACUACACUGAAGCCGAUGUUUUGGAUAUUGUUAAGAGAACUGACAUCGUCGACGUUCAUAAUCUUAUAAGGAUACUGGUGGAAGGCUUCGGGGUGAGAUUGAAAGGCUUCCACAUAGUCUCCGACUCGAAGGUGAUGAACAUAGUAGUGAGCUUCUUCAGGCAAGCCGCCAGUGCUAAGAUCGCGCACAGGGUGACCUCACACAAGGACUUCGACUCGAUAUUCCAAAUCGUACCCAAGGAGAUAUUGCCCGCCGAAUAUGGAGGAAACUGCAAAUCUAUACACGAACUUCAUCUUGAUUGGGUGAACGUUUUAAGUUCACCAAAAUUCUCCGCGCAUCUGCAGAAAAUGAAGUCGAUGUGUACUAACGAAGACUUGAGACAGAAGGACACGUUCAACAACGAAUGCAUGGGAAUGCCUGGCACUUUCAGGACACUGUGUUUGGAUUAGUCUAAUUUGAUAAUACUAUUUAUUUGAGAGUAACAAGGAAAUAAAUUAUUGAUACAAUU